AUGGCACUGCGCCUCACGUUAUUCUCAACUUAUGCGCAGCGUACCGGUGGCGGCGCCUCGUCUCGCUAUGGCGGCUCCGGAAACUACUCGGCCAACUGCACGGCGGCGCGGAGUUCCACCUACGGCUCUCCAUCGUACGGCGGCAGCAGUCGCUACAGCGGCGCUCUCGCACCGAGCCUGAGCGUCUACAGUCCGAGCUACAAGGCGUCGAGCUCUGGUUACGGCUCCGAUUACGGCCGCAAAAGCAGCCGGCCAAGCUCGGGCUACGGCUCGGGAUACGGGUCUGGUUAUGGGUCAGACUACGGAAAAAGUGCCAGCGCUGGGUAUACAUCCGACUAUGGGCGGUCGGGUGGCUAUGGGUCGGACUACGGCAGUCGCAACAGUGGCUACGCAUCGGACUACAGCAGGCAAGCUUUUUGA
Messenger RNA from Dermacentor andersoni, 420 nucleotides. Lineage: Eukaryota; Metazoa; Arthropoda; Arachnida; Ixodida; Ixodidae. The record is from RefSeq and is a predicted model, not a curated record.